Molecule: messenger RNA, 1587 nt
Organism: Loxodonta africana (African savanna elephant)
Lineage: Eukaryota; Metazoa; Chordata; Mammalia; Proboscidea; Elephantidae
Gene: SHMT1
Product: serine hydroxymethyltransferase 1
Exons: 12
Coding region: 133-1587 (484 amino acids)
Biological process (GO): tetrahydrofolate interconversion; purine nucleobase biosynthetic process; L-serine catabolic process
Cellular component (GO): nucleus; cytoplasm; cytosol
Molecular function (GO): glycine hydroxymethyltransferase activity; pyridoxal phosphate binding; mRNA regulatory element binding translation repressor activity
Source: RefSeq, a predicted model, not a curated record
GCGCAGCGAGCAUGGAGGGAGCGGAGAGCGUGGCGCGCUGAGUUCGGGUUAGAGCGCGCGUGGUCGGUCGCAUGUGGGAGCCGAUGUCACUGUCUCGUGGGCGGGUCCAUCCGACAACCUCAGACCAGUGUCAUGGCGACUCCCAUCAGUGGUGUUCACCAGGAUGCCGACCUCUGGGCCUCGCACACUAAGAUGCUGGCAGAGCCCCUGAGAGACAAUGACAUCGAGGUUUACAACAUCAUUAAGAAGGAGAGUAACCGGCAGAGGGUUGGAUUGGAGCUGAUUGCCUCAGAGAAUUUCGCCAGCCGAGCUGUUCUGGAGGCCCUGGGCUCUUGCUUAAAUAACAAAUACUCUGAGGGGUACCCAGGCCAGAGGUACUAUGGCGGGACGGAGUUCAUUGAUGAGCUGGAGCUUCUGUGCCAGAAACGGGCGCUGCAGGCUUACAACCUGGACCCCCAGUGCUGGGGGGUCAAUGUCCAGCCCUACUCAGGCUCCCCUGCCAACUUUGCGGUGUACACUGCCCUGGUGGAGCCCCACGGGCGCAUCAUGGGCCUGGACCUGCCCGACGGGGGCCACCUGACCCACGGGUUCAUGACUGACAAGAAGAAGAUCUCGGCCACAUCCAUCUUUUUUGAAUCCAUGCCUUAUAAGGUGAACCCCGACACUGGCUAUAUCAACUAUGACCAGCUGGAGCAGAAUGCCCGCCUUUUCCACCCAAAGCUGAUCAUUGCAGGUGUCAGCUGCUACUCCCGAAACCUGGACUACUCCCGUCUGAGGAAGAUUGCCGAUGAUAACGGGGCGUAUCUCAUGGCAGACAUGGCACACAUCAGUGGGCUGGUGGCAGCUGGCGUGGUGCCCUCCCCUUUUGAAUACUGCCACGUGGUGUCCACCACCACCCACAAGACUCUGCGAGGCUGCCGGGCUGGCAUGAUCUUCUACAGGAAAGGAGUGCGCAGUGUGGACCCCAAGACUGGCAAAGAGAUUCUGUACAACCUGGAGUCGCUCAUCAAUGCUGCCGUCUUCCCGGGCCUCCAGGGAGGUCCCCACAACCACGCCAUUGCUGGGGUUGCUGUGGCCCUGAAGCAAGCCAUGACUCCGGAGUUCAUAGCUUAUCAGCACCAGGUGGUGGCCAACUGCAAGGCCCUGUCCCAGGCCCUAAUGGAGCUGGGCUACAGCAUAGUGACAGGUGGUUCUGACAACCAUUUGAUCCUUGUCGAUCUCCGUUCCAAAGGCACUGAUGGUGGAAGGGCUGAGAAGGUGCUAGAAGCCUGUUCUAUUGCCUGUAACAAGAACACCUGCCCAGGUGACAAAAGUGCACUGCGGCCCAGUGGACUAAGACUGGGGACCCCAGCACUGACAUCCCGAGGAUUCUUGGAAGAAGACUUCCACCAAGUAGCCCACUUUAUCCACAGAGGGAUAGAGCUGACACUGCAGAUUCAGAAGGACAUCGGUGCCAAGGCUACCCUGAAGGAAUUCAAGGAGAAGCUAGCAGGCGAUGAGAAGCACCAGACUGCCAUCAGGGCUCUCCGGGAGGAUGUGGAGAACUUUGCUUCCCUCUUCCCUCUGCCUGGCCUGCCUGACUUCUGA